This is a messenger RNA of Fomitopsis serialis, 2073 nucleotides long. Its product is annotated as Alpha/Beta hydrolase protein. NCBI's taxonomy places the organism in Eukaryota, Fungi, Basidiomycota, Agaricomycetes, Polyporales, Fomitopsidaceae. The transcript is spliced from 18 exons. Gene Ontology annotation, biological process: proteolysis. The record is from RefSeq and is a predicted model, not a curated record. Gene Ontology annotation, molecular function: serine-type carboxypeptidase activity. Bases 35 to 1939 code for a protein of 634 amino acids.
AGGCGUAUCCCCGAACCCUGACAAUUCGAUCUCCAUGCUCCGCGGAAAUUCGCUCCCAUUGCCGCUCCUCGCCAUGGUGGCGUCUGCCGCCUUGCGACUCGCGGCCGGUCAGCCUACAACAAGCAGUUGGCCCCAAGAAUAUCCAGGGAUGCCAGAGGGUGAAUACAACGCGUCCUGGCAGAGUUACUUCGAGGUGACAGAGCCUCUGCCGAAUGUGACCUGGAACCUUGGCCGCAGUUUCGCGGGCAACAUUGGCGUACAACGAGAGGGCCAUCCCAACAACACGCUCUUUUUCUGGGGUUUCGAGAAGACGAAUGGCUCUCUGACUGCAAGCGCAGGAGAGAGCACCGAGCCUUGGGGCAUCUGGCUGAACGGCGGGCCAGGAGCAGCAAGUACUCUAGGGCUCCUGUUCGAGAACGGACCAAUACACAUAGCUCCCGACUAUUCAGCGUAUCAGAACGAAUAUGGGUGGAAUACUCUAGCAGAUUAUAUUUGGAUAGAUCAGCCGGUAGGCGUGGGCUGGGCUACCACAGAUGCAGAUGCAUGGGUCUACGACGAAGAUCAAAUGGCCUCGGACUUCAUGGGGUUCCUCGACAACCUUGUGAAGGUGUUUCCAAGCUUGAAGACACGUCCUCUAUACCUCGCCGGAGAGAGCUAUGCGGGAGUGUACAUACCCUACAUUACCAAGGCAUACUUUGGCAUGGCGGAUCCCCCAGUGAGCCUUGCUAAGAUCGCAAUCGGAGACGGUUCGAUUGGCUCUGAAGUAGUGUUUGAGCAUUUGCCAGUCACAACUGUGCUUCAGACGUAUCCUCAGCUCAUUGAUUAUGAUCCUGAGGUGUUUGAAUGGUUCAGACAACAGGAGCACCUCUGCGGCUAUGACCUCAACCUCUCGUACCCGCAAAACGGCAACUUUCCCGACCUUCAGCUCAUCUGGCCAAACGAUGCUAAUCGCAGCGAAUUCGUCUACGCCAAGAAGAGCGCAUCCAUGUACUCGAAGAGGGGCCUUCUUAGUGAAGGCAUGCGUCGCUACGGGGAGGCAAGUCUGCAAGCACGGGACCGCUCGAACCGCAUUCGCAGAGAGCUCGCGAAACGCGACUUGGUCGACAGAGCAAACGGCACCAUCGACCCGUGGUAUGGUUGUUUCUUGUACGACGAGAUGCUCGACUACGCUUUGAACUAUACCUAUCCCUGGAGUCAAUACGGGUACCUCGACCCUGCAACCGAAAGCUUAGAGGGUUUUGACUACUACAGCAUUCCCGACGCAUUGAACCCAGAAAUACCACUUGACGGGAGCGUCUUCUUCAAUGAUCCUCAGGCUGUCUCUGCCCUUCAUGCACCUACUAGCAAGUUGUGGGUAGGCGAACAGGAGUACUACUUCCUUGGCGGCACCGAAGCCGAUUACUGGGGGGACCCUAGUGUCGAACCCAUGGCCUUCCUGACCGAGUUGGCGACGAACGCAUCAGAACGAGGUGUCCAGGUUGUGUUGUACUCCGGGAAUGAUGAUUCCCUCAUCUCACAUCGUAGCACUGAAGGUAAGACGCCAACUCCAAACACAACAUUUGGUGGCAUUCAAGGAUUCACUCAGCCACCGGCGACGCCCUGGUACGCCGACGACGGAAGCUUCGCAGGCAUCGUGCACCAAGAACGGAACUGGACAUACCUCCUCUUUAACGCCGCCGGCCACCUCGUCGCAGAAGACCAGCCCGCCAACGCGCUCACGUUCCUGCGCGAGUUCAUCCUAGGCAACAACGACACCGGCCUCGUCAUCACGGACGACGGAAAGAUGGAGGUGUCGACGUACACGUUCCCAUCGGCCACAAUCGCUGCUUGGGAGAGCUACAUCGUGACGGCAACGGCGACACAGGGCACAUCGUCUGUUGCUGCCGCGUGGGCGCGCCCUACGGAUGUCUUGCAGUUUCGUCCUUUCGGUGGGCUUUGAGUGUUUUACUCCCUUCGGUGUUUCAGUAUAUCUAUUGUGACCCUGUGUUGGUGAGAGCCGCUGGUCGGCUCUUUCGUUGAGUACCCUGUAAUGAUGCGACGUGACGAUACGACAUUCGAUACCACAGUCGAGAG